Molecule: messenger RNA, 1813 nt
Organism: Neltuma alba
Lineage: Eukaryota; Viridiplantae; Streptophyta; Magnoliopsida; Fabales; Fabaceae
Product: ethanolamine-phosphate cytidylyltransferase
Exons: 10
Coding region: 172-1428 (418 amino acids)
Biological process (GO): phosphatidylethanolamine biosynthetic process
Cellular component (GO): cytoplasm
Molecular function (GO): ethanolamine-phosphate cytidylyltransferase activity
Source: RefSeq, a predicted model, not a curated record
AGACAGCUUUUCCUUGCAAAACAUGAGAAGACGUUUCUUCCAUUGGAAUCCAACGGAGAAAGAGGAGCACAGACAAACGGAGAAGGAAGAGGUCCGUCAUCUGUGUCUCCUCCCACAAAUAGAUUCUAGUUUCCGAGGUGCGGUGAAUUGGCGACAGAGAUAGAGACAAUCAUGGAUUAUGAAGGUAACGGUUGGAUUUGGGACGGGGUAUCCUACAGCCCACACCUCUUUGGUGGUCUAAUGCUCACAGCUGCCUUGCUGGGACUGUCAUCUAGUUAUUUUGGAGGGAUUGGGGUUCCUUCUCUGCCAUACUCCUGGUCUGGUUUGGGAGUUUUCCGCAAAAAGAGAAUUGGGAAGAAGCGCGUUCGGGUUUAUAUGGAUGGUUGUUUUGAUCUGAUGCAUUAUGGGCAUGCUAAUGCUCUCAGACAAGCAAAAGCGCUUGGGGAUGAGUUAGUUGUGGGUCUUGUUAAUGACGAGGAGAUUUUGGCUAAUAAAGGUCCGCCUGUUUUGUCGAUGGAGGAGAGGCUGGCCCUUGUGAGUGGAUUGAAAUGGGUGGAUGAAGUCAUUACUGAUGCUCCCUAUGCUAUUACUGAGCAAUUCUUGAAUCGUCUCUUUCAUGAAUACAAAGUAGACUAUAUCAUACACGGUGAUGAUCCUUGCCUGCUUCCAGAUGGGACUGACGCUUAUGCCUUGGCAAAGAAAGCUGGGCGCUAUAAGCAAAUUAAACGUACUGAAGGAGUUUCCAGCACAGAUAUCGUAGGCAGAAUACUUUCUUCUCUGGGAGAUACGAAAGUUUGUAAAGAUCAUGAUGACAAUGAUGCAAGGCUUGAGGAAGAAAGCCAGUUGAAGGGUGCCCAUUUGGCGCAUUUCUUACCAACUUCCCGACGCAUUGUCCAGUUUUCAAAUGGCAAGGGCCCUGGACCAAAUGCUCGUAUUGUUUACAUUGAUGGGGCAUUUGAUCUCUUCCAUGCAGGACAUGUUGAGAUUCUUAAGAGGGCUCGGGAGCUUGGAGAUUUUCUUCUGGUUGGUGUCCACACUGACGAGACAGUGAGUGAACAUCGGGGGAGCCACUAUCCAAUUAUGCAAUUGCAUGAACGUAGUCUCAGUGUGCUGGCUUGUCGUUAUGUAGAUGAGGUCAUUAUCGGUGCGCCUUGGGAAAUUACAAAUGAUAUGAUUACAACUUUCAAUAUCUCCCUAGUUGUUCAUGGCACAGUCGCAGAGAAGUCACAAAAUUGUGAUAUUGAUCCAUACAAGGUACCAAUGAUGAAGGGAAUAUUCCGGUUGCUUGAUAGCCCAAAGGAAGUAACCACUACUUCAGUGGCCCGAAGGAUAAUGGCUAAUCACGAAGCUUACAAGAAACGCAAUGCUAAGAAGGCUACGAGUGAGAAGAAAUACUACGAAGAGAAAAAAUAUGUUUCCGGAGACUAGCUGUAUAUAUAUAGACGUGUUGGAGCGUAGUUUGGUGCUGCACUUUGACUUAACUUUAUCACAAUUGGUGUCCUAUGGAUAGAGAAGGAAUGAUAUUUAUUUGAAGGACGUGUUCAGAGGAUGAUACUUCACGAAAAGGCCUCACAAGAACAUUGGGAAACCAUCAUGUUUUUCCAUUUUAUUUAUUAGGUGGCUUCCUUGGUGGUAUACCUCCCAUUUCUAUAGAAUUUGGAUUUUUUUGUUGUUGUCUUACAUAUGGGGGGGUGCGCCACAACCCGAGUUUGUCCAUUUAAACACAAAAUUGACUAGUACAAGUUUUGAAUGUAUCAUGAAUUUUCCUGCUAUUUGAUUUUCAAAUAUAAGCAGUUUAAAAUUAUUCUAAAAA